Molecule: messenger RNA, 654 nt
Organism: Pichia kudriavzevii
Lineage: Eukaryota; Fungi; Ascomycota; Pichiomycetes; Pichiales; Pichiaceae
Exons: 1
Coding region: 1-654 (217 amino acids)
Biological process (GO): mitochondrial respiratory chain complex I assembly
Cellular component (GO): membrane
Source: RefSeq, a predicted model, not a curated record
AUGUCGAUGCAUUCAAACAAAAUUAAAACUCUCUAUCAGAGAAUCCCCCUAUGGAAACAAUUGUAUUAUAAAUGGAGAUCAAUUAGGGGGGUCCCCCUGAGAAAGAAGUUCUUUGUUGGUUACGAUUUGGAGGCAAAUACGUAUUGGGAGUUCUAUCUUGACCGCCAACAGACGAGACCACGCAGGCUUGUUGAGCCAUACAAACCACAGCCCCUCUUGUUUGACUACUUCAACAAACUUCCGAUUCAAUGGACACAAUGGUUGAGAUAUACGAGGCGUGUACCUCCCACCAUUGAGGAGAUUCUAAAAGACGAGGAACGGAUAAGGAACUUACAAGCAUUGAGUCAGUUUAAAGAACACGAACAAACAUAUAACAAACACUUGCAACAGGAGAAAAUCCAUCAAAACCUCCAAAAGGAACUACAUAAACUGGAAGAGAAGGAGGAUAAGAACCGGCAUGACGAUGCCGUUAACGCUGCCAGAUUCAUGCAGAAGUCCGGUUAUGAUUUGAAUGAAACCAUUCAACAUCAAGAGGUAAAGGAAAAGCCAAACACUAAACUUGACAGAGACGCAUCAUCAUUGGCCCACGAUCCAUGGAAAAGAGCAGAUACUUCGGACCACCCACAAGAAGCUACAAUGACGCCAAGAAGGUGA